CCGCACACCAGCGCAACGUUGCCGGCGUGUGGGCAGGGAGGGAGGUGCAGGGAAGGAAGGGGGGGUGGGGGAAAAUAAAAGUGUUCUGAAGGAAGCGGGGAAGUGACGGCGCGGAGGAUGGCCGAGCUCCUGGAGAAGAUCCUGAACAACUUGCUGGAGCCGGACACGGCGCUGAUCCAGCAGGCCACAGCUCAGUUGAAGGAAGCUUUUAAGGAUCCGUCAGUGGUCCCUGCACUCUGCAACAUCCUCGCAAAUUCACCAAACCCUCAGAUCCGACAGUUUGCAGCAGUGCUCGUGAGGAGAAGAGUGGCCAAGCACUGGAAGAAACUGUCGGUGGAUCUUAAAGAGAAUUUGAAGCCGGUGGUUCUGCAGUCUCUGCAACAGGAACAUGAACACAAAGUACGGCACUCUGUAGCCCAGCUGGCAGCUAUCAUCGUCAAGCAUGAAACGCCCGAAAAGUGGCCGCAACUGCUUCAGUUUAUAACUCAAUGGACGAAAAGCAGUGUUCCAGAGGAGAGACAGGUCGGAAUGCUGUUGCUGAGCACUGUCGUGGACAUUAGUACUGAGUCCUUCAAGCGGCAUUUUCGCGAAUUGAUGCGUCUCUUCCAUCAGACUCUGGAGGACCACGACAACCCACUGGUGGUCUUCUACACCAUUCAGACGCUGACUGCCGUGGUGUCCUACAUGGGAACAGAUGAAGUGAACUUGAUGCGCCCUAUGAUCCCAAAGCUGUUGAUUGCAAUCCAGACCCUCAUUCAGCACAAUCAGGAUCAAGCCAGUGAGGCGAUGGAAGUUUUCGAUGAGCUGAUGGAGAGUGAAGUAUCUAUUAUUGUGCCAUACUUGUCGCAGAUUGUGCAUUUCUGCCUGGAGAUUGCAGCCAAUGCCAUCCUGGGAGACAACAUCAGGGUCAAGGCUUUGUCGUGUGUGAGCUUUCUAAUCAAACUGAAAGGAAAGGCCAUCAUGAAACAGAAGCUGCUCCCUAGUAUCCUGAACGUGCUGUACCCCAUAAUGUGUGCUCCACCACCCGAGGGAGAAAUGGACCCUGAAGAUCUGGAUCUGGAAGAUGACAUUGAGGAUGAGGUGGAGGCUCAGACUCCGAAGCACUUCUCAGCACAGGUGAUCGACAUGUUGGCUCUCCACCUACCUCCAGAGAAACUUUUUUCCCAGCUGACACCACUGAUGGAGCCAGCACUGAGGAGUGAGAAUCCGUAUGAACGAAAGGCAGGCCUGAUGAGCAUGGCGGUGUUGGCAGAGGGUUGUGCAGACCAUAUUCGCCAAAAACAUCUGCAUCCCAUGCUGCACUGCAUGUGUCAGGCCCUGACAGACCAGAGCCAGGUGGUCCGCAAUGCAGCCCUGUUUGCCCUUGGUCAGUUCUCCGAGUUUCUGCAGCCUGAUAUCAGUAAAUAUUCCGACGAGAUCAUGCCACUCCUCCUGAACUACCUGGGCACUAUCGACAAUUCAAAGGGUGGUCAUCUCACAAAGGCUUAUUACGCCCUGGAGAAUUUUGUCGAGAACCUGGGGAAGAAGAUUGAACCGUACCUACCCACACUGAUGGACAGGAUGUUGACCGCUCUGUGCUCAUCGAACAGCAACCGAGAGAAGGAAUUGGCUGUCAGUGCUAUCGGUGCUAUCGCCAGCGCUGCCAAGGAGGGACUGCUACCGUAUUUCCAGGCAGUGAUCGUUCAGCUGAAGGGGUACUUGGUGAAUACGAGUGAGGAGCUACGACAGGUUCAGAUCCAGUCACUGGAAACAUUAGGAGUGCUUGCUCGGACAAUUGGGAAAGAAGUGUUUCUCCCCCUUUGUGAGGAAUGCUGCCAGCUUGGUCUGAACCUUAUUGACCACGUAGAUGAUCCUGAUUUGCGGAGGUGCACCUACAGUCUCUUUGCUGCCCUGUCAGUGGUGAUGGGUCCGAGCAUGGCACCUCACCUUGAGAAGAUGACCACCGUGAUGCUGCUGUCCAUCAAAUCGACAGAAGGAGUUACGGCACACUAUGACAAUGACAGCAAAACCUUCCUGCUUCUGGAUGAUGACCUGGACGAGGAAGAGACGAUUACAGAAGAGGAGGAGGAUGACGAUGAUGCCGACAUAACUGGUUUCAGCGUGGAGAAUGCUUAUCUCGAUGAGAAGGAGGAUGCCUGUGACGCUUUGGGAGAGAUCGCUGUCAAUACCGGGGCUGCCUUCAUGCCAUUUAUGGAAACGUGUUUUCAAGAAAUCUUCCGCAUUAAUGAUUAUCCUCACGUCAAUGUCAGGAAGUCUGCAUAUGAAGCAGUUGGCCAAUUCUGCUGUGCCCUUUACAAAGUUGCUCAGGAAAACCCAACAGACCAAAACUUGGAAGGUUUCCAGAAGUUGCUAGCCAUGGUGUUUCCAAACUAUUUGAAAACCAUUCACGAGGAGAAGGAUCGCCUUGUGGUCAUGACGAUCCUGGAGUCCAUGAACAAUGUGCUGAAACACUGCAAAGGGGACACACUGAAGGAGCCAGGGCGCCUGGAUGAGAUCUGCAAAGCCAUUCGGAACGUACUGCAGAAAAAGACAGCUUGCCAAGAUCCAGAAAACGAGGAAACCGAAUCGGACGAAGAGCAGGAGGCCGAGUACGACUCCAUGCUCCUGGAGUACGCAGGAGAGGGCAUUCCCCUUCUAGCUGCCGCUGUGGGAGGACAGAUCUUUGCCCCGUACUUUGCCGGCUUCCUCCCCCUGUUGCUGUGCAAAACGGUACGUGCAGCUGCGUGGUUUGAAACUUCUAUUCGAUUUGGGUGUCUCCUGCCAUGAA
Messenger RNA from Rhincodon typus (whale shark), 2767 nucleotides. It is a transcript of the gene ipo4, whose product is annotated as importin 4. Gene Ontology annotation, molecular function: nuclear import signal receptor activity; small GTPase binding. The coding region runs from base 118 to 2766 and encodes 882 amino acids. Lineage: Eukaryota; Metazoa; Chordata; Chondrichthyes; Orectolobiformes; Rhincodontidae. The transcript has 25 exons. The record is from RefSeq and is a predicted model, not a curated record. Gene Ontology annotation, biological process: protein import into nucleus. Gene Ontology annotation, cellular component: cytoplasm; nucleus.